CUAUACAUAGUGGUGUGGGUAACAUUACAGUCGUAAGUAAUUGGGGAUGCAACUUUGAGUACCGCCGACUAGGUCGAGUAUAACUACACCGCGCGAUGCAUCUUUUGGGGCUUGCUUUACUUGUCAUUUCUUCGCAGUUAAAUUCCGGCCACACCUUUUCUCUGCCGAGGUCUAAUAAAGCAGGAUGCGCGAUCAAUUUGGACACUAGCUCGCCUACUUUUCCUCCUCAUUUGAUUGACGAAAAUAAGAAAAUUGUUUUGCCAGUAAUAGAAGGCACAGCAAGAAUUAUUAAUCUGAACGAAGGUCAGCAGGUGACGGUUAGCUGUUUGGGCGUUGGGAAUCUAUUGAACGCUACCGGUUUACAAUUGAAUCCGGCCACAUGCGCGGCCAGUUCUAAUUUACAGUUUGCGGACGGAACGGAAUUUUCCUAUGAUGAACUCACCUGCCUAAUUCAAAAUCACGAAGUUUUAGUUGAACAGGGAACGUGCGCCAACGGGCCAGGUACAUUUAUUCGAAGCGGAUGGGAAUUUGGCGCAGAUUUCAUUCCCUUGUAUGACAUGUGUCACGAUGAAGCUUUAGCUUUGAAUUAUUACGCUAUUGACACUGUAUACGGUCGUUCAGCUAAUGCUGAUGACAAGACCAACGACCGACCUUAUUAUUUCAGCCAAGAUGUAUAUUUUCCUGGUAUAAGCGUCAAUACUCAGUACACACAAGUUGAACAAACCAAAACGAUUGCUAUGAUCGUGGGAUCUGAAGAAUUGGCUGCCCAAUACAUUGUUCCCAAUACGGAAUACUAUUUUGCUCGAGGACAUUUGGCGCCUGAUGCUGACUUUAUUGAUGCCGCUAGUCAAGACGCCAGCUACUACUUCAUGAAUACGGCACCGCAAUUUCAAAUAUUCAACAACGGAAACUGGAAGUGGCUUGAGAUUGGCGUUCGCGACACGGCACUUGCUCGUCAACUGGAUUUGACUAUCUACACAGGAACAUUUUCAGUGACGACUCUAGCUGAUAUUAAUGGGGUUCAACAGCCUAUAUUUUUGGCGUUUGAUGCAAACAAUAAUGGCUUAAUUCCAGCCCCUAAGUACUACUGGAAACUUAUUCAUGAGCCCAUCUCGAAUACUGCCACCGCUGUUAUUGGCAUCAACAAUCCUUACAAUGCGGUAAUGCCUGAAGAUAUUUUAUGCCCUGACGUCUGCGAUCAAAUUCCUUGGGUGAAUGACGCAAUUUUCCAACUUACUAACAUUGCCAAAGGUUACACUUUUUGUUGUACCGCUGCCGAACUGCACAAAGCUAUCAGCUUUGCUCCUAAUUUGGAUGUUCCCCUUUUUGUUUAAUUAAAAUUGAAAAAUAUUGUAAAUGCUAUUGCAAUUAUUCACACCGCCCUUUUUUAGUGGACAGGAAAUCAGGAAUGUAUUUCGUGUUUCAACUUCUUAAUAAACUUUUAACCGCA
This is a messenger RNA of Daphnia pulex (common water flea), 1450 nucleotides long. RefSeq lists its product as uncharacterized. Gene Ontology annotation, biological process: apoptotic DNA fragmentation. Gene Ontology annotation, molecular function: metal ion binding; nucleic acid binding; RNA endonuclease activity. The record is from RefSeq and is a predicted model, not a curated record. Bases 96 to 1334 code for a protein of 412 amino acids. NCBI's taxonomy places the organism in Eukaryota, Metazoa, Arthropoda, Branchiopoda, Diplostraca, Daphniidae. Gene Ontology annotation, cellular component: nucleus; mitochondrial inner membrane. The transcript has 3 exons.